Messenger RNA from Gasterosteus aculeatus aculeatus (three-spined stickleback), 3663 nucleotides. RefSeq names its product neuropilin and tolloid-like protein 2. Gene Ontology annotation, molecular function: ionotropic glutamate receptor binding. Gene Ontology annotation, cellular component: postsynaptic density. The record is from RefSeq and is a predicted model, not a curated record. NCBI's taxonomy places the organism in Eukaryota, Metazoa, Chordata, Actinopteri, Perciformes, Gasterosteidae.
UACAAACGCUGUCCUGGAUUUACUCACGGUGGAUUCAAAGCACCAGCGGGAGAGCAGGUACAGAUCCCUCAACGACUUGUCCCAGCGAUCCCCAAGACCAAACACUCCCGAGGAAAUAAAGCUUCCAUCCAAGAGUUAACGCUUACAGCUAAUAACCAAAAGCAAGGACGGACCCAGAGGAUGCAGCUUUUUUUGAUUGGACAUAUGUUGUAGGGGCGAGUGUGAUUAUCUCCUGCCAAAUGAAUUCACCCCAGAGUGGUUACUGGUGGAAGUGGUGGAAUGCAUCAUGUUACUGAAUAAUUAUGGCUUUGGAGACUUUGUACAUUAAAACGGCCGUUGUAACGGGUGAUACUUCUGCCCAGACCCUUUCCUGUCUUCCUACAAAGUGAUGGAUGGAAGUGGGAGAGUGAAAGGCAUUUGUCAAAAGGAGAAAUGUUCAGCUGCAGAGGGCAUCCUUUACGUUGUCCUUGUCCGUGAGCAAAGUAGCUCAUUCAAGCAGUUGCAAUCAGCAACAAUGGCAUAAAUCUGGCAGUGGACCUGCAUGGUGACAGGUUCCGUCGUUAAAGGGGAACAAAUCUCCAUCCCACCAAUUCUUGGCUUCCGUCUCCAUCCGUCUGCAGCUCGAGCCAGCUUUCUUAGGCUCUCGGCACAGUGUCCUUCAAGAGAAACAGGGAACGUGCCCCGAUGUCUGCUCUGCAAAGAAGUGACUUAUUUAUUUAUAGUGCGUCUUUUGGAAAAGGUGCCCCUUGUGUGCGCGUCUGGCCACUUGCCCAUAUCAGCUAAUCCUUUGUUUUAAAUAUGGAAAUUCCUGAUGCACUUCAUUACCAUGCCAAACCGGCUACGAGGGGAUAAUCAUAUAACCUAUUACUCAUAUACGAUGAUGCACAUGCGCAAUCAGCUCUUCCCCCUUCUCGCGCCAACCGAGCCCGAUCUUAAAACCGCGAGCAGCCUCAGACAGAUCAUCCGUGUAUUUGAGAGGACAACUGUCAGGCAGAUGGACUUGAGCUCCGCAGGAAACGCAGGAAAUUGACCUCAUCUGACUUAUCUUAUUCCACAAGGGAAUACUGAUGCUGAGUCAGAAGUUGAUUUUCUGCUCCAGAAGCUUCUUUCAUCUCAACCAAUGGGAUUAGGAUGAAAAGGUGAAAGUUGGCUUCUGUGAAUCGGCGAAUCCAACAUGCUCUGAUGUGUCGCAUUGACGGAGGGAUGUGAGGGAUAAACAGUCGGCCAACUUGGAAAUCAAAUCCCAGAAAACGGACUCCGGCUUAGAGGAUGCUUGUAGUGUUGCUGUCUCUCCUGUUCCUUGAAGAAGGAUUCGCUUUGGCACAAAAGACUGAAGAUGGAGGGGCAGACUCAAAGGGGGUUAGAUCUUCCCAACGGCCGAAGCAACCUCAUCAAUGUGGAAACUGGCAACGAAACACAGAAGGGGGCUCCUUUAGCUCCCCAAACUACCCCAAAACAUACCCUCCCAACAAGGAGUGCCUCUACGUACUGGAAGCUCUUCCCCGCCAGAGGAUAGAGCUGCUGUUUGAUCAGACCUUCUACAUCGAAGCCUCGUUCGAAUGUCGCUUCGACCACAUCGAGGUGCGGGACGGCCCCUUCAGCUUCUCGCCACUCAUCAACCGCUUCUGUGGCUCGGCCACUCCUGGACUGGUUCUAUCCAGCGGACGCUUCAUGUGGAUCCGCUUCUUCAGCGACGACGAGCUGGAGGGGAUCGGCUUUCAAGUCCAGUACAGCUUCACAGCAGAUCCUGAGUUUCAUCUGCACGUGGGAGGACUCUUAAACCCCAUCCCAGAUUGUCAGUUUGAGCUGAGUGGAGCUGACGGCUUGAUCCGUUCCAGUCAGGUGGAGGAGGAAUAUAAAGUGAAGCAAGACCAGGCAGUGGACUGCAUCUGGACUAUACGAGCCCCUGCGAAUAACAGGAUUUACCUGCGUUUCUUGGAAUACCAAAUGGAAAACUCAAAUGAAUGUAAGAAGAACUUUGUAGCGGUUUAUGAUGGUAGUAAUGCCAUCGAGGACCUGAAGGCCAAGUUUUGUAGUACAGUAGCUAAUGACAUCAUGCUGGACACCGGUGUCGGAGUAGUGAGGAUGUGGGCUGAUGAAACAAGCCGUCUCAGCCGCUUCAAGAUGCUGUUCACUUCUUUUGAGGACCCACCCUGUUUGGGAAGUGCAUUCUUUUGCCACACUAACAUGUGCAUCAACACUUCUCUGGUGUGCAACGGCAUACAAAACUGUGUCUUUCCCUGGGAUGAAAGCAACUGCAAAGAGAAAAAGAACAAAGGGGUUUUUCACCAGAUCACAAAGACUCAUGGGACAGUAAUCUGUGUGUCUACGGGAGUUGUGUUACUGCUCCUCAUCGUCUCCAUCCUGGUGCAAGUAAAACAGCCACGAAAAAAGGUGUUGGUACGUAAGAAUAACCUGUUCCAUCGAGGGGACUCCCAGGAGGUCUUUGACCCCCCGCGUUAUGAACUCUUUACUCUCAGAGACAAGGACAUGUCUGCAGACCUCGGGGAGUUAUCAGAGGAGCUCCAGUCCCUGCAGGCACUCAGGAGAUCCUCAUCCGGCUCACGCUGUGUUCACGAACACCACUGCGGCUCUCAGGCUUCUCUUAACUCCGUCAAAGCCAUCCACGGUGCACGUGAAAUGGGCAGAGGGUCCCUGGAGCUUCUCCCUUUCAGGGGGGACCUGCAAAGCGCAUUACCUACCUUCAGGGACUUGAACAGCAGCAUGCGGAAGAAGAGCUGGCCCAGUAUGAAACCGGGACGAACGCAAGGACGUCAGGGUACGGCGGACAGAACGAUGGGCCGUCAAGAUAGAGUGAUGGAAGAGGACGAAGAGGUUGAGGAAGAUGGAAGGUAUGAUGUGUACGUGCGCGGAGCAGGAAGCCGAAGAGGUAACUACGAAAUGGCCCAGCAAAGGUCCUUGUCCAUGGACUUCUGAAAAGAAAAGACAAGGAGGGAAAGUACUGAAGUGACACCUUUAUGAAACAGAGCCACAUUUUGGGGGGAUUCCUGGACCUUUCUUUUUUCACUUGCCUCCUUCCCACUGAGAGGAACCGUUCUUCAGGAUUUAUAAACUAAAUUCAAGAUACUUGAGCACCGCCGACUCUAUUUGAACAUUAAAACAGCCGAUAGUGAGCUGCUUUUGUAUUUGGGAUCCUUGUGAAAGGGAAGAUGAUGAUUCUUAUUUCCAAUGUAUUUUGUUUGAAAAACAAUUUACUGUAAAGAAAUUUGAUUUUGUUGAAAAACGUUUUCAAUCAAUGUUCAAACUCUGAGUAAAUGGUACAUUUUAAGGAAAUAAUGGAUGAAUGACCUUUCAGUUUCUGUUGAUCUCUUAUCAGCUGCAUUAAAUAAUAUAUACGUACACUCCACCACCCUUUUUGGUUCAUGAAAAGUAUCAUCAAGCCUUUGAAUGCGUCAGCAGUUGAGCAGUCACUGAUGUCCCGUCCAGGAGGCAGGUUUGUUUGUGUCGAGCAGCAACCUUUUAAAAGGUGCGUCACACAAGUAUGCUGAUUGGAAAUUCCCUUUUAAUGGUAAUUAUCACAUCACUACCAAAAGGACCGGACCGUUUGGCAUUUUAACGGCUAGCCUUUGGUUUCAUUUUUUAUUUGGGCUGUAGACACGGAAUUAACUGAUCUGGUAAAUGUUAUUAAAUGAUUAAAUCAGA